This is a messenger RNA of Aspergillus thermomutatus, 339 nucleotides long. RefSeq lists its product as uncharacterized. The record is from RefSeq and is a predicted model, not a curated record. The coding region runs from base 1 to 339 and encodes 112 amino acids. Lineage: Eukaryota; Fungi; Ascomycota; Eurotiomycetes; Eurotiales; Aspergillaceae. The transcript is spliced from 2 exons.
AUGCCAUACCAGAUCCACGGAAAGUUCCUGCGUGAGCUUCCCAUCCUCCCGGACAAUAUCUCAUCCGAUGUCGAAGAGUUCCGUGUCGAGGCUUGGAUGCGUCUCGACAGGCGCGUCCGCCUCCGCGGUGUCCGGUUCCGAAAAGCAUUCAACAUGCUUGCUUGGGGCACAGGGAACAAGAAGACUCUUGAAACCGAGUCUGAGUUGGCAAAGGCGACGGUGGCACAGGGAAUCAACCCGGGUGCUCAUUCCACUCGUGGGAUAACGCCGGGGUCGAUCUACCCUGAAGCUGGAGAGGCAGGGGGGAGAAUUGCGCUUCCCGAGAAGUACGGAAAGUGA